Messenger RNA from Balaenoptera ricei (Rice's whale), 177 nucleotides. Its product is annotated as phosphatidylinositol N-acetylglucosaminyltransferase subunit Y-like. The transcript has a single exon. The record is from RefSeq and is a predicted model, not a curated record. The coding region runs from base 1 to 177 and encodes 58 amino acids. NCBI's taxonomy places the organism in Eukaryota, Metazoa, Chordata, Mammalia, Artiodactyla, Balaenopteridae.
AUGUUUCUGUCUCUUCCUACAUUGACUGUCCUUAUUCCAUUGGUCUCUUUAGCAGGACUGUUAUACUCGGCCUCUGUGGUGUGCUUUUACAGUCUGCUCUUGUUGAUUACCAUACCCGUUUAUGUGUUCUUCCACCUUUGGACUUGGAUGGGUAUUAAACUCUUCAGGCAUAAUUAA